Heterobilharzia americana is the source of this 1242-nucleotide messenger RNA. The record is from the annotation of a GenBank genome assembly. Lineage: Eukaryota; Metazoa; Platyhelminthes; Trematoda; Strigeidida; Schistosomatidae.
AUGGAUGAUAUUCUCACAAUGCAUCGUGCAAUUAAGCUAGGAUAUUUUCAUAUUAUUGCCUCUGAACCUAAUCCAUAUUUGUCAGACAGUGCUGGCUGUGGCUCUUCAAAUACAGGUUCUGGUAGAGAUCUCAACAAAACUACGAGCUGUUGUCGGUGCGGAAAAUGUAAUUGUAAGGUUGCUGCGACACGAUAUGCUGCUCAUUUAUCUAAUUGUAUGGGUUUAGGACGAAACAGUUCAAGACGUGCAAAUAAACGUAUAGCAGAACAACAACGUCUCGAAGAUGAUGACACAGAAACAGAAGAUAUUUUCUUGGAAUCAUCUGGAGACAUGAUUACACACAAAAGCUCCGUAGCUGCAUCCGAACAGUUCGAAUGUAAAUAUUCUAAUGGGACAAUCAAUCGUCACCAGUCACCUUUGAAAUUGACAAUUUCUUUGGUAUCAAGUAAUUCUGGAAAGUCAGACCACUCACUAAAGCAUCCAACUAAGCAAGUUGAGUCAGUAACCGGCGUUGAUGGACUUGGUUGUUCUGGUGAAAUAGGAUGUGUAUUACAAACUGUGACAGUCCUUUUAUGCUACAUUAGUAUCACAAUGGAAAAACCAUUUGGCGUCACGCAUGGUGAUCUUCAGGAUGCUAUACAAGAAUUUAUCACAGAUUUGAUUGACUCAUGUUUAAUGGAUGAUAUUCUCACAAUGCAUCGUGCAAUUAAGCUAGGAUAUUUUCAUAUUAUUGCCUCUGAACCUAAUCCAUAUUUGUCAGACAGUGCUGGCUGUGGCUCUUCAAAUACAGGUUCUGGUAGAGAUCUCAACAAAACUACGAGCUGUUGUCGGUGCGGAAAAUGUAAUUGUAAGGUUGCUGCGACACGAUAUGCUGCUCAUUUAUCUAAUUGUAUGGGUUUAGGACGAAACAGUUCAAGACGUGCAAAUAAACGUAUAGCAGAACAACAACGUCUCGAAGAUGAUGACACAGAAACAGAAGAUAUUUUCUUGGAAUCAUCUGGAGACAUGAUUACACACAAAAGCUCCGUAGCUGCAUCCGAACAGUUCGAAUGUAAAUAUUCUAAUGGGACAAUCAAUCGUCACCAGUCACCUUUGAAAUUGACAAUUUCUUUGGUAUCAAGUAAUUCUGGAAAGUCAGACCACUCACUAAAGCAUCCAACUAAGCAAGUUGAGUCAGUAACCGGCGUUGAUGGACUUGGUUGUUCUGGUGAAAGUAAUUCAGUAAAGCCAGUACAAAGCUGA